Messenger RNA from Paraglomus occultum, 417 nucleotides. The record is from the annotation of a GenBank genome assembly. Lineage: Eukaryota; Fungi; Glomeromycota; Glomeromycetes; Paraglomerales; Paraglomeraceae.
UUUUCACUAAUCUAUCGGGCAAGCCGUGAUGGAUUUAAGGAUCAAAAUUUUCGCAGGAUAUGUUCUUCCAAAGGUCCGACCGUUGUUAUUGCAAAGGUUAUGAAUCAUCCAAAUAUAUUCGGCGGCUAUAAUCCUUCUUCUUGGGUUAAUACUAGUUAUCAAAAUUACAAUCAUGCAGAUAACAGUUUCGUUUUUGAGAUGCCAGAUGGAAAGUCAACCGCAGGAGCACGCAUUGGCAGGUGUGGUUAUUUGAGUGGUCGACGAUACAACGGUUAUGGUCCGUUUUUUGGCAGCAACUUUUAUAUAAAGGAAGAAAAAUGGAGUUCGAAUACAUCAGAAUGUGAUCGUUAUGGCAUUGCAUGUAGUGUUGCUAGUGGCACUCUUGAACAAUACGAAGUUUUUAUAGUAAGAAACUGA